Messenger RNA from Camellia sinensis, 1047 nucleotides. The record is from RefSeq and is a predicted model, not a curated record. Lineage: Eukaryota; Viridiplantae; Streptophyta; Magnoliopsida; Ericales; Theaceae.
AUGGAUAGGAGUUGGAUGCAACUUCAUAAUAGAAGGUUACAUCAAUACAUUGAUGGGGUAAAAGAAUUUAUCAUGUUUGCUCGUGAUCAUAUAAAAUCAGGGACGAGUAAGAUUUGGUGUCCGUGUAAUAGAUGCAAUAACCGUAUCCAAAAAACAAUAGAUGACGUUGAAAUUCAUUUGUUUGCAUAUGGAGUUGUCACAACUUACACUAGGUGGGUGUAUAAUGGGGAAGAUUUUGAGUUGAAUGACAGUGAUCUCUCGGAAAAUGAAAAUGACGAAUAUUUCAAUAAUGUGACAGAGAAAUCAAAUUCUCCCAAUACUGAGGUGCGAGAAAUUGUCCAUGACAUACAUAGUGGACCGUCCACAUUUGCUUAUACUGGGGAAGCAUCUAGUAGUCGUAAUCCUGACUUGUCUGGUGCUCAUGGUAGUGAAGGAAAUGCAUUUGCAAGAUUAAUGAGGGAUGCAGAACAAGAAUUGUAUCCGAAUUGCCAACGAAAUUCCAAAUUAUCAUUCAUUGUUAAGCUGCUACAUCUAAAGGUGCUCAAUAAAUGGAGCAACAAAUCACUCACGAUGAUGCUAGAACUACUGAAGAAUGCACUUCCCAUCGGGGAAACACUCUCAUGCUCAUACAAUGAAGUUAAACAAAUACUUCGAGAUUUGGGCCUUGAUUAUCAAAAAACACAUGUAUGUAAGAACGAUUGUGUACUUUUUUGGAAGGAGUAUGAAAAUGAAGAUAAAUGCCCUACUUGCAAGGAGCCUAGAUACAAAUUUCAUAAAGGUGAAGGUAAAGGUAAAAAGAUCCCUCACAAGGUUUUGCAGUACUUUCCUUUAAAACCAAGGCUACAAAGGUUAUUUAUAUCAAGGAAGGUAGCUACUGAUAUGAGGUGGCACAAAGAUAAACGCGUGGAGGAGAAAAAUGUAAUGCGCCAUCCAGCGGACUCUGAAGCAUGGAAAGACUUUGACAAAAGCAUGAGUCAUUCGCCAAAGAUCCUCGAAAUGUUAGGCUCGGAUUGGCAAGUGACGGCUUCAAUCAAUUUGGGAAUAUGA